Messenger RNA from Rhincodon typus (whale shark), 1362 nucleotides. It is a transcript of the gene glra2, whose product is annotated as glycine receptor, alpha 2. The record is from RefSeq and is a predicted model, not a curated record. Gene Ontology annotation, biological process: nervous system process; signal transduction; chloride transmembrane transport. Gene Ontology annotation, molecular function: transmembrane signaling receptor activity; glycine binding; transmitter-gated monoatomic ion channel activity. Bases 1 to 1362 code for a protein of 453 amino acids. The transcript is spliced from 9 exons. Gene Ontology annotation, cellular component: plasma membrane; neuron projection; synapse. Lineage: Eukaryota; Metazoa; Chordata; Chondrichthyes; Orectolobiformes; Rhincodontidae.
AUGAAUCGACCACUUGUGAAAAUCCUGACAACGUUGUUCGCUUGCAUCUUAGAAACCAGCAACUUCAGGUCAGCUCACUCCAAGGAGCAUGACUCUAGGUCUUCAAUCAAACCGGCCUCGCAGGCCAUGUCCCCCUCAGAUUUUCUGGACAAAUUGAUGGGAAAGACAUCAGGAUACGAUGCCAGAAUCAGACCAAAUUUUAAAGGUCCUCCAGUAAACGUUACAUGCAAUAUUUUUAUCAACAGUUUCGGCUCAGUCACGGAGACCACAAUGGACUACAGAGUGAAUAUUUUCCUGCGACAGACAUGGAAUGAUCCACGAUUGGCCUACAGCGAGUACCCAGAUGAUUCCUUAGACUUGGAUCCCUCCAUGUUGGAUUCCAUCUGGAAGCCUGAUUUGUUCUUUGCAAAUGAAAAGGGCGCCAACUUUCAUGAAGUGACAACGGACAACAAACUGCUUCGCAUUUUUAAAAAUGGAACUGUUUUAUACAGUAUAAGACUGACACUAACGUUAUCCUGUCCAAUGGAUUUGAAAAACUUUCCUAUGGAUGUACAGACAUGUGCAAUGCAAUUGGAGAGCUUUGGAUACACAAUGAAUGAUCUGAUUUUUGAGUGGCUGGAUGGAGAGCCCGUGCAGGUCGCAGAAGGACUGACACUUCCACAGUUUCUUCUCAAGGAUGAGAAGGAACUAAAAUAUUGCACAAAACAUUAUAAUACAGGGAGAUUUACCUGCAUUGAAGUGAAGUUCCUUUUGGAAAGACAGAUGGGUUAUUAUUUAAUCCAGAUGUACAUUCCAAGCCUGCUGAUUGUCAUUUUGUCCUGGGUGUCAUUCUGGAUUAACAUGGAUGCUGCUCCAGCGAGAGUAGCGCUGGGCAUCACGACAGUGCUGACAAUGACAACACAGAGUUCCGGCUCUCGAGCUUCACUUCCAAAGGUUUCAUAUGUCAAAGCUAUUGAUAUUUGGAUGGCAGUUUGUCUCCUCUUCGUCUUUUCGGCCCUGCUGGAAUAUGCUGCCGUAAAUUUUGUGUCACGUCAGCACAAAGAAUUUUUGCGUCUUAGAAGAAGACAAAGAAGACAAAAUAAGGAUGAAGAACUGGUUCGGGAGAGUCGCUUUAACUUCAGUGGAUAUGGGAUGGGUCAGUGCCUUCAAGUCAAAGAUGGCACAGCUGUCAAAACAGCAGCUCCAAAUCCUCCACCACCACAGCCCAAGGAUGCAGAAGCCAUCAGAAAGAAGUUCGUCGACAGAGCAAAAAGAAUUGACAUGAUAUCCCGUGCUGCCUUCCCUUUAGCAUUCCUCAUUUUUAACAUCUUUUACUGGAUUACAUACAAAAUUAUACGGCAUGAAGCUGCCCAUCAGCAGUAG